AUGUCUCCGGAGCUUUUGAACAACUCCAGCGCUUCUGCGCUACCUUGGGUAGUACAGAAGUUUGGCGGAACCAGUGUUGGCAAGUUUCCUGACAAGAUUGCUCGUGAUAUAGUACGCGACUAUCUUGCCCGAAAAAGGGUGAUAGUAGUAUGUUCUGCAAGAAGUACUGGCAAGAAGGCCGAGGGCACAACGAGCAGGUUAUUGGUAGUGUUUGAAAAGCUAGAUGCCAUUAGUGCCAUGCCCUGCCAAGUAGAUGCGCAAAGUGCGCUCUUGCAAGAGGCCAAGGAGUUGAUCCAUGCCAUCUGCAGCGAUCAUGUCGCCGCUGCCCAAACAUUUGUCAAGGAUGACGCGUUAAGAGCAGAGCUGUCCAGUCAAAUCGAGGCAGAGUGUCAUGAGCUUUUGGAGUACAUCAUUGCGGCCAAACGCUUCAACCUGGAGGCCAACUCCCGGUCAAAGGAUAGAAUUAUUAGCAUUGGCGAGAAGCUUAGCUGCAAGUUUAUGGCUUACUUGCUCAAGGAUACUGGGUAG
This is a messenger RNA of Parascedosporium putredinis, 528 nucleotides long. The record is from the annotation of a GenBank genome assembly. Lineage: Eukaryota; Fungi; Ascomycota; Sordariomycetes; Microascales; Microascaceae.